Messenger RNA from Erigeron canadensis, 1376 nucleotides. RefSeq names its product fruit protein pKIWI502. Lineage: Eukaryota; Viridiplantae; Streptophyta; Magnoliopsida; Asterales; Asteraceae. The transcript has 5 exons. Bases 120 to 1031 code for a protein of 303 amino acids. Gene Ontology annotation, molecular function: oxidoreductase activity. The record is from RefSeq and is a predicted model, not a curated record.
AAACAACGCCACGUGUACGUUCUAGAAUAACCACCCGCGAACUUCAACAUUCGCCGCCCUACCGUCCAACUCCCACGGCGGCGCUCCAUUAGAAAAAUACACACACAAACAACCACAAAAUGUCUCUCACAACCAGCACGUUCUCUCUCAUCUCACCAAAUACGCAUCCACACCAUAGCUCUCAUGCACCUCACCACACCAAAUCCUUCCCCAUGGCCACCGUCUUCCGCCGCCAAUUAAAUCACAUCCUCCGCGGCCGUCAAUCUCUCUCAAUCACCGCUGCCGUUCGUCAACAACAACCGGACACAACUCUCUGGACUCCGGCUCGUCUCGCCACCGUCAAACCUGCCGCCGAAUCAUUAUUCCACGUCAGCAUCGACGUUUCCGAUGCAGCCGACGUGGCGUCGUCGUACACCGUCGCCGGACAGUAUCUUCAGGUACGAAUUCCGGACGUUGAGAAACCGUCGUUUCUAGCGAUCGCUUCGCCGCCGGAGGUUGCGUAUAAAAACGGUGUUUUUGAGUUUUUGAUAAAAAGUAUCGCCGGAUCUACGGCGGAGCUGUUGUGUGAGUUAGGUAAAGGUGACGUUGUUGAAUUGAGUCCUGUUAUGGGAAAAGGAUUCGAUACUGAUCAAAUUUCUCCGCCUGAGAAUUAUCAGUCUGUUUUUAUUUUUGCCACCGGUUCUGGAAUUAGCCCUAUUCGUUCUUUAAUCGAAUCAGGCUUUAGUGCGGACAAGAGAUCAGAUGUGAGGUUAUAUUAUGGUGCAAGAAGCCUUCAAAGAAUGGCUUAUCAGGAUAGAUUUAAAGCCUGGGAAUCUGCGGGAGUUACUAUUGUGCCUGUGCUGUCCCAGCCUGAUGAAAGUUGGGCUGGUGAAUCCGGUUAUGUACAGGCAGCUUUUGCUAGAGCUAAACAACUAUAUGCCCCUGAAUCAACCGGCGCAGUGCUUUGCGGUCAAAAACAGAUGGCUGAGGAAGUUACUUCUAUUCUUGUUGGCAAUGGAGUACCCAACGAGAAGAUCUUGAAGAACUUCUGAGGUCCAUUUUGGUGGAUUGUUGUACAAUUAUGGGGGAAUAGUUGCUCUCAGUUCGUUCAUUCCAUGUUGCUAAGUGCCUGACUGGAAUUACAAAAUUUUUACCAUUUUUGAGAUGCAAGUGUAGAAUUAUUGCCUACAUAGAAGCUUACUUUAAAUUGGUCAGGCACCCGGGCAGUUUACGAGAGUAGACCAGGGUCCAUGAAUCGUGCUUGGUCACUGCCUGUACUAUGUACUAACUACUCGUAUAUUUUUAGUCAUGCUGAAAUGUUAUAUAAUGUCAUAGGUCCAAAUUUUGAACUUCGCUUCUUAUUCAACAUCAAAUAAUAUAUGGAGAACUUAAAUGUU